AUGAGCGCACCCCAACCUCCGCGGCGCAAGCCCUCCAGAACUCAGUAUUCUGCAGGCGGCAUCGUGGACCUUGGAGACAUGGCAACACCGCCUCACUUCCCACCGCUGGCAUAUCACCCAGAGUCCGACUUGCGAUCCAAACCCAACGACUUUCUUCCUCAUCACCUGGUGGAAGCGGACCAUCGUACGCGCAGCGAUGUAGAGCAGAGCCUCGACGAUCUUGAGUCGGCAAAUGGGGAUGCUUUCGACUACCCUUCUCAACACGAGCAGCAUUCUCCUCUGAUCUACCCAAGCUGGACACCAAUCAAUGACCGAUCUGUGCGACCUCGAAAGCUUCCACUGGAUUCUGCUACCUUCAUGCAGCGGAAUGGCUACACAGUGACAAACGGGGAGCUGCGCAUGAACGAGAUCUUCGAAGACGAUUUCGAGAAGGUCGACAAACAAGACGGCUUGGUCUAUCACCAGGGUCAUAAGUCUCGCGACGUUGAUGGACAUGGGACCUCAUACUCGAUUGUCUGGCUGGAGGACGACCCUGAUCAGCUGCCCUCGCAAGUACAGCUGUGGGAGGAUCGGCAGACGAAGCAGCGGCGGUCAAUGGAAGGUCCCGCGCUCGAGAAUGCUGUGCGGCACAUGUUGGAGACGGGUUCUGCUCUUGUUUUGGAGCGCACAAUUUCCGAGACGUCAUGCAAAGAUAACUACGAGUGUCUACUGCCAGACUGCCAAUACACCAAAACUUCGAUGCCAUCCGGCCACUUCUACCUCACCCUAAGACCUGGACAGCAAGUAUGGCAGCUGUCGAAACCAUUCUACUUCUGUCUAGCGUGUUUCGAGAGACUCUGGACAGGAGACUUCAACAAGACUCCCGGAUCUCCGGGCAUCAGGAUUCACCAAGACACAGAUCCACUCGAGACACAGGCCGCAGAAUCAAGACACGAUGAGCUUCGCUCAGAGACGCCAGUGGACUGGGACUAUUACACGAAUGAGCUAGCCCUAGACGGAGCCAUGAGAGAGCUGACAGUAGACGAUGCUCUACGCAUUCCCUCACUGUGUUCAUCCCGCCACGCACCGCCUGAUAUCGCCAGCAGUCCAUUGCAUCAAGUCCUCUCCGAGCUCGAAGACGUACCAGACGACUCACCCAACUCUGUCAACUCGCGAGGCGAUUGGAUCGCACCUCCGAACCGAGUCCAGCACAUUGCAGGAUUCAUCAAGCCCGGCAAGUCUCUGAGCGAAAGCGAGACUGCAGCCGUGAAAUUGUGGAAAGCAGCGAGUUUGAAGCAGCUGGCAUGGGAAGCUCACCAGCGGAAAACCAAAUACAGGCGGGAGUUUGAGAACGGAGAAUCUCUCGUGGAUAGAAGUCUCAACAUGAUUAAAUAUCAGAUUGCAGAUGUGGACGGUGAGAAGAUCGAUGAGGCUGCGGCGGAAGCAAUCGUCAAGUUGCCAAAGCGUCGUUUCCGCGGUUGUUCUUUGGCGGGAGUUUGGCUGGUGAUGAAGAAUGAAGCAGUCUGGGAGAAUGAAGCAGUCUAG
This is a messenger RNA of Ramularia collo-cygni, 1524 nucleotides long. RefSeq lists its product as uncharacterized. The transcript has 2 exons. Lineage: Eukaryota; Fungi; Ascomycota; Dothideomycetes; Mycosphaerellales; Mycosphaerellaceae. The record is from RefSeq and is a predicted model, not a curated record. The coding region runs from base 1 to 1524 and encodes 507 amino acids.